UCUCUCACCAGGUCGCGAGUCGCUCAACGAGUCUUCAUUCGCUGGCCCAGUUUGUUGUCGUGCUGUUCUGUUCGCUGUUCCCUCAUUUCUGUCGUCUAUUUUAUUUUCGUAGUGUCGCAUAUAUUUAGUAAAUAUUUUGUUGUUGUUAUUUAUAGUUCGGACUUGGUUGGCGUGGUGCGUGUUGUAUUUUUGUUUUUCCUUUUUUUUUUUUUGUUAAUUUUUUGUUCCUGAGUGGCAUAUUUUUGUUUGAUUUUUGAUGGCAGCCAAAGACCGUCUGCCCAUAUUUCCCUCACGUGGUGCCCAAACGCUGAUGAAAUCGCGUUUGGCGGGCGCAACCAAGGGACAUGGACUGCUCAAGAAAAAAGCAGAUGCCCUGCAGAUGCGCUUUCGUCUGAUUCUGGGCAAGAUCAUAGAGACCAAAACCCUGAUGGGCCAGGUGAUGAAGGAGGCCGCCUUCUCGUUGGCCGAGGUCAAGUUCACCACCGGGGACAUCAACCAGAUUGUCCUGCAGAAUGUGACCAAGGCCCAGAUCAAGAUACGCACCAAAAAGGAUAAUGUGGCCGGGGUCACGUUGCCCGUUUUCGAGCCCUAUACGGAUGGCGUGGACACCUACGAGUUGGCCGGCCUGGCACGUGGUGGCCAGCAGCUGGCCAAGCUGAAGAAGAACUACCAGAGCGCAGUGCGUCUGCUGGUGGAACUGGCCUCAUUGCAGACCUCCUUUGUGACCCUCGACGAUGUCAUCAAGGUCACCAAUCGGCGGGUCAAUGCCAUCGAGCACGUGAUCAUCCCCCGCAUCAACCGAACCAUUGAGUACAUAAUCAGUGAGCUGGAUGAAUUGGAGCGCGAGGAGUUCUAUCGACUGAAGAAGAUCCAGGACAAGAAGCGUGAGGCACGCAAGGCAUCCGACAAGAAACGCGAGGAGCAACGUCGUCUGGGCCAACUGACCGAGGAGACCAAGGAGGUGCAGAAUAUCCUCGAUGAGGACGGUGACGAGGAUCUGCUCUUCUAGAGCCGAUGCCACAUCCAUUAUACCUUAUCCCAACAUAACCAUACACCAACCACCUGCUGCUACGCCCGACGAACCCAAUCACUCAACUCUGCUACCUCACAACCUCCCAUCAAAAGACCACCUCUCUGUUUUUCGUUGUUGUCGUUCAUUGUGAUCCGGAUGUUGUACCACUUGUCGUUCUUGGAAAUACAAUCCGUAAUCGUAACCUCUGUGA
Molecule: messenger RNA, 1223 nt
Organism: Drosophila takahashii
Lineage: Eukaryota; Metazoa; Arthropoda; Insecta; Diptera; Drosophilidae
Gene: Vha36-3
Product: Vacuolar H[+] ATPase 36kD subunit 3
Cellular component (GO): proton-transporting V-type ATPase complex
Molecular function (GO): proton-transporting ATPase activity, rotational mechanism
Source: RefSeq, a predicted model, not a curated record